AUGCGGCUAGUGCCUCUCUUUGUGUACGGCUCGGAUGCGCCUGGUGGGGGUCCCGUCGGGCAGAGCGUCGAGGCUGCCGCCGCUGCUGCUGCUGCUGCUGCUGCUGCUGACGGGUCGCCCGCAGCAGCAGCAGCAGCAGCAGCAGCAGCAGCAGCAGAAGCCCGCGGCAGCUACAGCAUUGUGUCUCUCCGCAUUGGCCCCUGCAAAACUGUAGCAGCUUGCGGCUGCAGCGACGGCUACCUGCGGCUGGCAGCAGUUCCGAACGCAGCAGGGGCUCACCCCGGGGCGGGUCUUGCUGCUGCUCCCGCUGCUGCUGCUGCUGCUGCUGCUGCUGCUGCUGCGCCUGCUGCUGCUGCAGUGGCUGCGAAGGGCUGGCUCGCUCGCCUCAAACUCUACCAGCAGCAGCAACUCUCCCCAGUCACUUGUGUUGCUUGGGCCCCUGCUGCAGCUCCGCAGCUUUAUGGGGAAAGUGGGGGCCCCCUGAGUUACAGUUUGCUGCUGCUGGCAACAACAGGGGCUGGCCAGAUAGUGCAGUGCGAGGUGGCUGCAGCUCCCGCUGCUGCUGCUGCUGCUGCUGCUGCUCCUGCUGCUGCUGCUGCAGCACCAGCAGCAGCAGCAACGAGACCUGCAGAAGAGUCCAGGGGGAUCACUCCUUUCUUCGUCGAUGAGGCGAUCCCCGUGAGGCCUUCCAGAGGCGCAGCAGCAGCAGCUGCUGCUCCGCCUGCUGCUGCCAGUGCUGCAGAGUCUGCUGCUGCUGCUGCUGCUGCUGCUGCUGCUCCGCUGGUGCAGUACAGCAUCACGGAAGUCUGGAGAGACACCGUGGAGCAAGAGCAGCUGCUUUGCUGCGCCUUCAGCAGCAGCGGGGAAGUUUUUGCUGCUGCAGGAAGGGGCCGCACAAUUUAUGUUUAUUCAACUGCAACAAAAGCAAAAGUUUAUUCCUUGAAAAGAGCUGCCCCUGAGAACCCCCUGGUCUCGCUGACGCUAUCUGCUGCUGCUGCUGCUGCUGCUGCAGCUGCGCCUGCAGCACAAGCAGCAGGAGCCGGGACGCGGGGGCAGCAGCAGCAGCAGCAGCAGCAGCAGCAGGAAGACGCGCCUGCUGCAGCACCUGCUGCAGCAGCCCAGGCUGCCACAGGAGCUAGAGGAGGCCCAGCUGAACGCGGCAUGCCCCUGAGAAGUGCAGCAGCAGCAGCAGCAGCAGCAAUGAAGUUUGGGGAGGGCCGCCUGGCUGCUGCUGCUGCUUCCCGUGGCGCAGCAAGUCAUGGUGUUGCCGGCGUAGCUGCUGCCUCACGCGGACCUGCAGCAGCAGCAACAGCAGCUGCAGCACAGGCAGCAGCAGGCGCAGCAGCAGGCGCUGCACCAACUGCUGCACAAGCCACGGGAUCCACUCCAGCAGCAGCAGCAGCAGCAGCCCAUGGCGGCGUCUUGACACUUCGCCGGUCUCCUGCUGCAGCAGCAAAACACCCACCAGUUGCUGGUGUGGGGUCCUUAGAGCACCACGCACAUGGCAACCGCAUCGUGCAGGUGAUGUUUCUGCCGCCCUCAGAAGAGAAGAGCAGCAGGAGGCAUUCUCUUCCUAAGCUGCUAAAUAAACACAGUAUCAUUUCUGCAGGGGUCGAUUCCACCAUUCAGCUUUGGAAGACCGACAAACAAAUGGCAGUUGGAGGCACUGCUGAAUGCUCUCCUCUUGGGGAGUCUGUUGCGCUGCUGUCGCCUUCUGCUGCUCUGGUUGCGUCGCACCGCGACGAGAAACAGUUGAUGAUUUUGAGGCUGCCAGACCUCGAGGCCCUUCACAAGGCUCAGACGAAGCGUCCAGCAGCAGCAGCAGCAGCAGCAGCAGCAGCAGCAGCAGCAGCAGCAGCAGCAUUGACGUAUUUCUUGCCAGCUGGGCUGGAAACGGCAGGCCCAGGAGCCGCAGCAGCCGCAGUCAGCAGCAGCAGCAGCAGCAGCAGCAGCAGCAGCAGCAGCUGCCCCUGCAGCCGCAACGCGUUUCAUCUCUUUGGCCUAGAGACAGCGCAGCACCCGCCCCUCACUCUCGACAUUUGCUGCGCUGUUCCUCCGCCUCCUCGCCCGAAGCAGCAGCAGCAGCAGCAGCAGCAGCAGCAGCAGCAACAGCAACAGGCAGGGGGGCCGGGGGAGCCCCGCAUCAAACACAGCAUCAUCACUUCUUUCAUUAUGAGGGCCCCCAAGCAGCAGCAGCAGCAACAGCAGCAGCAGCAAGAGGAAGAGGAAAAACAAGAAGCAGCAGCAUCAGUCAUUUCAGGAGUGCUGCUGCUUGCAGUUGAAGGGCAGAUAGCUGUUUAUGGAAUUGUUGCUGGCCCAUCAGAUUUGAGCCCAGAGUUCUCUCGACUGCGGCAGCAGAUGCAGCAGCGCCGCUACGAAGAGGCUCUGGACGCAGCAGCAGCAGCACGAGUGCUGCAGGCUCAUGCAGCAGCAGCCGCUGCUGCUGAGCCUGCAGGUGCAGCAGCAGCAGAACGCAAAGGGGGAGCAGCACAUGAGAGAGACGACGACGAGAAGGAUGACGAUAAGGGCCUGCCGACUGCCUUACAGGGACUGAGCGGUGCUUGCUAA
Messenger RNA from Eimeria necatrix, 2568 nucleotides. RefSeq lists its product as hypothetical. The transcript has 8 exons. Bases 1 to 2568 code for a protein of 855 amino acids. NCBI's taxonomy places the organism in Eukaryota, Apicomplexa, Conoidasida, Eucoccidiorida, Eimeriidae. The record is from RefSeq and is a predicted model, not a curated record. Gene Ontology annotation, molecular function: protein binding.